UAUUUAAUUAUAUUUAAUUCAUGUUAUUACCACGAUUAUAGAUAGGAUAUAUCCUAUCUGUAAUCGUGAUUAUUACAUAAUUUGUGUUAAUGAUAUGGAGUGAGAUCUGAAAAUGGUCGCGGGAAAACCUAGAGGAAAAAUUUAAAAUGUCGACCCACUGCGUAGAGAAGAUUCUUAUUCUAUACAUCAUGUUAACCAUAGCAUAUUAUUAUGUCUAUAAUUUAAAUGGUUUUAAUUAAUACAUGAUUUAAGAAAAAAUAUUACGUUUAAAGUGAGAAAACCAUUGUUGUAUGUCUAUAUUUCUAAGAUACAACAAAUACAUCUGUCAUGGAGUAAAUAACGUACAAUAAUUAUUUAUUUCAUAGUUAAGUAUAAUGAUAAUGUAAUCUAUAUCCUAUCUCAUAUUUCUUUCGCUUUUUUAUUACGAUAUGUCACACCAUAGACUAAUAUAGAGGUGCUGUUCUCUAUUACGAUUAUAUAACCGAAUUGUCGCCAUAAACAAAAUAUCCUGUGUCUAUUAGCUUGAUAUUUCCUCACUAAGUUGCGUUGAAGACUACAUAGAAAUGUGAUAACCAUAUUUUGUUAUGCAUAUUGCCUGAUAGUAAUAUAACGAAAAUCCAAAAACGAAGAAUUACGAAUUCGAAUUGAAACUGUUGUUUCUUUAAUGUUGGCAUUUAUUGAUUUACAUUAAUUAAAUUAUACAUUAUUAUUGUGAUACUUAAUUGUUGAGUGUUAUAGUAUUUUAAAUAAUAUAAAUUUAGUUUAUUUAAAAUGCCGAGCUGUUUUGUUUGUGGUAGAUCAAGAAUACCUUUAACAAAACUUCAAAAUAUUAUUUUUCAAAGAUUUUCUGCUGAUCCGAAGAUACAGGAAAAAUGGUUUGAUUUUUUUAAGGAAAAUGGUUUAGAUGUAUACAAAAUUACAAAGCAUAGCCUGAUAUGUUCAAGUCAUUUUGACCCAUCUUUAUUCAUCACAAAUAAAUACUGUAGAACUUUAUCAAAAACAUCAGUUCUUAGUAUUGUAAUAUCUAAAGUGUGA
Messenger RNA from Sipha flava (yellow sugarcane aphid), 1035 nucleotides. RefSeq lists its product as uncharacterized. Lineage: Eukaryota; Metazoa; Arthropoda; Insecta; Hemiptera; Aphididae. The transcript has 2 exons. The record is from RefSeq and is a predicted model, not a curated record. The coding region runs from base 772 to 1035 and encodes 87 amino acids.